Molecule: messenger RNA, 970 nt
Organism: Ochotona princeps (American pika)
Lineage: Eukaryota; Metazoa; Chordata; Mammalia; Lagomorpha; Ochotonidae
Gene: CD81
Product: CD81 molecule
Exons: 8
Coding region: 222-932 (236 amino acids)
Cellular component (GO): membrane
Source: RefSeq, a predicted model, not a curated record
GGCCACCGAGAGCGCGCAGCAGCGGCGGCGGCGACCCUUCCGCGCUACCGGCUAGGCCUCCCGUGCCCCGCGCCCCGCGCGUCCAGGCUCGCCGCGCUCCGAUCCCUGGGCCCACCGGCCGCCAGCGCCUGCCAGGCCGCCCUCCCAACCCAGGCUCUCCCGGCCCCGCACUCCGGCCCGCUCUCCGCUCAGGCCCCGGCCCGCAGGCCGCCCGCGCCGCCAUGGGGGUGGAGGGCUGCACCAAGUGCAUCAAGUACCUGCUGUUCGUCUUCAAUUUCGUCUUCUGGCUGGCUGGUGGCGUGAUCCUUGGCGUGGCCCUGUGGCUUCGCCACGACCCGCAGACCACCAACCUUCUCUACCUGGAGCUGGGGGACCGGCCAGCACCCAACACCUUCUAUGUGGGCAUCUACAUCCUGAUCGCCGUGGGCGCCGUGAUGAUGUUUGUCGGGUUUCUGGGCUGCUAUGGGGCCAUCCAGGAGUCACAGUGCCUGCUGGGAACGUUCUUCACCUGCCUCGUCAUCCUGUUUGCCUGUGAGGUGGCCGCCGGCAUCUGGGGCUUCGUCAACAAGGACCAGAUCGCCAAGGAUGUGAAGCAGUUCUACGACCAGGCCCUGCAGCAGGCCGUCAUGGACGACGAAGCAAACAAUGCCAAGGCCGUGGUGAAGACCUUCCACGAGACGCUCAACUGCUGCGGCUCCAAUGCUCUGACGGCGCUCACCACGUCCGUGUUGAAGAACAACCUGUGCCCCUCAGGCAGCAACAUCAUUAGCAACUUGUUCAAGGAGGACUGCCACCAGAAGAUCGACGAACUCUUCUCGGGGAAGCUGUACCUCAUCGGCAUCGCGGCCAUCGUGGUGGCCGUGAUCAUGAUCUUCGAGAUGAUUCUGAGCAUGGUGCUGUGCUGCGGCAUCCGGAACAGCUCGGUGUACUGAGGCUCCGCGCGCCGCCGCCCGUGUACAUAGCGCCUGGG